AAGGAAAACCGAAAGGAAAAGGAAAGACUGACUGGCAAGCGGCUCACAAACCUCAGAUACCCCGCGUCUUAUUGAUACUGAUUACAAAAAUGACACAUAAUUGAUUAUAUCGUACUUCAUUCGAUUAAAUCUUCAACUUGCAAGUUGCAUGAAUAUUUUGAUUCAGCAAAAACAUGAUAUCCAGUCAGACGCUGUGGGGAGAAAUACCUCCUCCCCCAGACACUGACAGAGGAAUAGCCAACCUGGAGCGAGAACAGAUGGCGAAGCUGAGAUCUUUAGAGGUGGAGGGUCCCCGACUUCAUCAACCGUCAAGUCGCCACCAGCCCCCGUCAAAGGAUCCCUUGCCAGCAGAGAAAUUUGAGAUGGACCCAAUUGUUGUUCACACCAUCAAAUUAAUGCAGCAUGCAAAGAAGCUAAGGGGCAUGAUCAGUAGCAUACAGCAGCAACAGGACGGAAUGGAUGUUGACUUCCCUCCAGCUCCUCCUAUCCCAGAAUUCAAUGGACCACCCAUGAAGAGCAAUCUACAGGGACCUGUUCCAUUUCUACCAAAAGACACUGAAAGUGACUUUGUCAGAGGAAUAGGUGAAACUCCUCCAGUGGUCGACGAGGAAGCAUGUCGUAAAUUACUCCGCAAAUCAACAGCCGCACUCUGUGCACACAUUGGAUUUGAUACCUGCAGUGGAAGUGUUCUUGAAACAUUAACAGACGUGGCACAUGAAUAUUUCCAAGAUUUCUGUUCCAGACUGCGGAAUGCCGCAGACAACAAGUUAUUACAUGGAUACUCUGGCUUCCCAGAUAUUGUGGAGCAGGUUUACCAUGAGAUGGGCAUUGGGAGUGUCAUCGAAAUUCACGACUUCUACCAGUCACGGAUCAUUAACCACCACGCUUCAAUGCAGCAGACUUGUGCCCAGUUAAUGGCCGAGUACGAGAAGCUAAAGCAGCCAAUCAUGGUGAAGCAGAUGGAUACAGUGCCUGUCAUCAGAAUAAAGGAGGAAUCAUCUUCGGAAAUUCAAUUUCCUGUUUUGGAUGAAAAUGAUGAAUUGAAUGAUGCAGAGCAGCUACUUCAGCUAGAGGGUUUAGGAGGGUUUGAGAUCACUGUUGAGCACGAGUCAGCGAGUGGACUCACAACAGAGGUUGAGUCAAAGUGGAAUAAAGAGGGCAUAAAAACUGAGCCCGUAGACACACCUGUCACAAACACCAGAGUGAGUACGUUGGAUGACUAUGAUGACCCCAGCAGUAUAAAAGUCCGGACACCCCGCACCCCUGCCCAGUUGAGUGAGGGUGGGGACAUCUCCAACCCGGGCUCUGUGGCGGCCUCUGAUAUCAUGUCUCCUCCCUCACUGUCCAGACCCAGCAAGCCCAAGAAAAGAAAAAAAUGAAGACUGGCUUAUAGAGAUGUGGGGAAACUGUGCUUAACGUGUUCUGAAAUUUCAAGAGACUUUGCAAACUUUGAAAUGAAAUAUUCAGACCUUUGAAUCUCUAUAGAUUUUGUGAAUUGUGAACAUUUCAGCACUUGUAUAUCAUUUAUAUACGUGCAGUCUGACUGUGAUCCUGGAAUAUCAAAGAGCCUGUGAGGAAGAAAUCAUGCAACUAUUGCUUUACUAGUGCUAUAUGAUACUUAGUUCAUGGUGAAUUGUAUGUGAAUAAAAAUGGUACAAAUAUGUAA
Molecule: messenger RNA, 1666 nt
Organism: Magallana angulata
Lineage: Eukaryota; Metazoa; Mollusca; Bivalvia; Ostreida; Ostreidae
Product: STAGA complex 65 subunit gamma-like
Exons: 10
Coding region: 174-1379 (401 amino acids)
Cellular component (GO): SAGA complex
Molecular function (GO): protein heterodimerization activity; transcription coactivator activity
Source: RefSeq, a predicted model, not a curated record